Molecule: messenger RNA, 2120 nt
Organism: Brassica rapa (field mustard)
Lineage: Eukaryota; Viridiplantae; Streptophyta; Magnoliopsida; Brassicales; Brassicaceae
Product: protein PHR1-LIKE 1
Molecular function (GO): DNA-binding transcription factor activity; DNA binding
Source: RefSeq, a predicted model, not a curated record
UAUUAUCAUUGACAUCUUUUUCUUUAUAAAAAAAAAAGAGUCUAAUUGAGCAGAGCUUUGAUAACCAGAAUAAUUCAGUGCUUGAGAAAAACAGAAUCAAAGUUAAUUAUAGUUUUGUGUUCAAAAAAAAAAAAAAGUUAAUUAUAGUUGACGUAGUCAGUGCUUAAGAGAAAAGGAAUGAAAGUUAAUUAUAGUUGACGUAGUAAGCAUGUGACCAAUCACAGUAAAUCCAAGAGAAAACCCAAAAUAAACGAUUAAGUGGAGCCUGUAGUUCUACAAUAGUUCUCGUACUCCACUAAAAUCUCAGCCGUUGAUAGAUUCACGAGUGCAAUCCUGCGGUCCUAAUAAAACCAAAAAAAAAGAACUGGGGACAACAAAAAGAUCCUGAGUGCAAAGUUCUUCUCCUCCUCAUGGUUUAGGGAAAACAUUAAAGGGCUUCGUCUUCACUCUACUCAUCAGCAAGAGGGGCCCCUUGUGUUCUUUGAUUCCGUUUCGAUUUUCGUGCCGCCUUUGCUCACUUCGACCUUUACCUCUUUGUAGGUAUCCUGGCCUCACAGAAGUGAUCCAGACUAGUCACGUGUUGCCACGUGUCGGUCCUCUGUUUCUGGCGAUGCCAAAAUGUUAAUUCCCCAGUGGCCGGGAUUCGAACCCAGGUGGCGGUACUCACAGCUAAGACAGAUACCGCAAGUUUCCAAACUCUUAUUGGGGUUCAUCAGGGCAGGAGCUGAUGAACAACCCUGUCCCCUAUCAGGUGGUCAGCUCUAGUGGUGGAUAUAUGUCUGGAUAUUGCAACGUUUCAGCCGUCUCAGCUCAUGGAAGGACUUCCCAGACACAGCCACCUGUCUCCACCAUGCCAAGUGACAGUUUGGCUAUGCAGUCUUCAUUGAUUAAUAAUCAUCACCCUCAGGAGUUUUCAGAUCCACUUGACGAGUUCUUUGAUUUCUCUCACCAUGUUUCUGCUCCUAAUCCACAAACAGAUGGUAGUGGAGUAAAGUUGGUUCCAUCCGUGGAGCUUCACGAGAAAAGCGAAUGGCAAACUUGGGCUGAUCAGUUGAUGUCUGUUGACAAUGGUUCAGAACCGAACUGGUCUGAACUUCUAGGAGAACCAAGUCCACACAAUCCAAACUCACAGGUUCAGUCAUGUCAUGAUUUGCAACAGACACCGACACCACCAAGGCAAGAGAUAAUAGCUAACCAGCAGCAUCAGGCGGUUUCCUCGGAAGAGCAGCUCGGUGGUAGAAACUCAUCAGCUAGUGGAGCAACAUCUAAACAGCGCAUGCGUUGGACACCAGAGCUUCAUGAGGCGUUUGUUGAAGCUGUUAAUCAGCUUGGUGGUAGUGAACGAGCCACGCCUAAGGCUGUUUUGAAGCUCUUGAAGAACCCUGGCUUGACUAUUUAUCAUGUUAAAAGCCAUCUGCAGAAGUACAGAACGGCUAGGUAUAAACCGGAGACUUCAGAAGCUACAGGAGAACCUGAAGAGAAGAAGAUCACAUCCAUUGAAGAUAUCAAAUCUCUUGACAUGAAGACGAGCGUUGAGAUCACACAAGCUCUAAGGUUACAGAUGGAAGUUCAGAAACGUCUCCAUGAGCAGCUCGAGAUCCAACGGUCCCUGCAGUUACAGAUCGAAAAACAAGGCCGACAGCUACAGAUGAUGUUUGAGAAACAACAGAAGUUACAAGAGAACAAGAGCUCUUCCUCAGAGCUAUCACCAAAGCAAUGUAAUGGCACAUCUGCAGAAGUAGAGUUUGGGGUCGAGACGCAAACCAGGAACCAAACUGAACCUGCUUUAGCAUCAAGGAAACGGACCAGAGAAGAUUAGUAGAUUAAAAACAUGCUUAAGGUUGAUUUGUGGAAAACCAAGAGAUGCAAUAACUCCAGUUUUGUUUUUAAAGAAAAUUGUUUCUUACUAGCUCUGUGUUUUGGUCUGUUUAGGAAGCAGUUGCUUGUAACACAAGUGAAGUACUUAAUUAUUACAAAUGCUCUCUUGUACAUAGAAUAUUGGAUUAAUCUGAUCUGAUCUGAUAAGAUGCUGUGUAGGAUUAUGGUUCACUUAUCAUCAGCUCUGUAAUGUAUUUUUUUUUUGUUUGGUUUGUCCUAUAAAUCUAUAAUCCUAUUGUGUA